Molecule: messenger RNA, 1503 nt
Organism: Peronospora farinosa
Lineage: Eukaryota; Oomycota; Peronosporomycetes; Peronosporales; Peronosporaceae
Source: the annotation of a GenBank genome assembly
AUGCGUCCAACAUGUGUCUCUGCACCUGGCAAAGUGCUGCUUACUGGCGGGUAUCUAGUGCUCGAUGAGCGCUACACAGGGAUCGUCUUAUCAAGUACUGCAAGAUUUUAUUCUUACGUGGAUGUCAAGAUUAGGGGUGGUGAGAAUAAAGUGACUGUAUUGUCAAGUGAAUGGCGUCCCUUAUUCCCGUUAACAGUCGAAAGUCCACAAUUUAAUCAGUUAAUUAAGGGCUGGAUUGAACGAAAUAACGACGGACGCUUUCGGUUCCAGCUCAGGGAAACUUCGCAUCGGAAUGCGUACAUUGAGGAGACGGUUUUGUGUGUGAUCAACGGUAUUGCUGGAUUGAAAGAGUUUACAAGAGAAGAUACUUUUCAAGUGUUACAAGAGACCGAAAUGGGCGUGCACGUCACACUUCAGGGGGACAAUGAUUUUUAUUCUCAAGUAAAACGGCUGCAAGAUGCCAAGCUACCACUUUGUCGUGACAGCUUAAAGGCCCUUGAGGCGUUCCUUCCUCCUACAAUAGUAGAGCGUGGCGAUGAGCUGGUUGCAUUGAAAACAGGAAUGGGGAGCUCAGCCGCUCUCGUGACAUCACUUGUUGCAGCACUUGUGUCAUUUUUCGUGCCAUCAAUGAAUAUUGAGGAGCAACGAAAGGACCUAGAACUGGUGCAUAAUUUAGCCCAGUUGAGCCACUGCUACGUUCAGCGCAAGAUCGGAAGUGGCUUCGAUGUGUCGGCGGCAUGCUUUGGAUCUCAUCUAUACACCCGGUUCCCAGCAUCAAUUUUGGAUACGUUCACGUCCGAAGACGCGAUGAAACCCGAAGACAUUGAGCUAUGCAUUACAGACAACGAGCUGUGGGAGACAUCUAACCGCGUGAAAUCUGUUCGAUUGCCUUCUGCUUUUCAUUUGUUAAUGGGAGACGUGUCAUCCGGCUCGGCGACAGUGUCGAUGGUGCGGAAAGUUCUACGUUGGAAGAAGGAUCAACCGGAGCACGCUGAGCGUGUUAUGGAGGCAAUUAAUCGCUACAAUAUGGAAGUUGAGGCAGGAUUCGCUGAAAUAUGGGAGCUCGAAGCUAGCCUUUGUACCCCGUUCGAUUGGCAAGCGAUGGCUGCUUUAAAUCGCAACAAGUGGAGUACAAUGCAUGCUAAAAUUGGGGCUGCACUGUUGAAAACUAGUGAGGCAUACGCUCGUUUCCGAGAGCUUAUGCGUAAUAUGGGAGAUACUGCUGGAGUUCCGAUUGAGCCACCCCAGCAGACAGCGAUUAUAGAUGCAACGCUUGCGAUUCCUGGUGUCUUGCUUGCUGGAGUGCCUGGAGCGGGCGGAUACGACGCGAUUUGCGUGGUUGUGAUUCAUGAGAGCGUUCUGCAAUUAGUUGAAGACUUGUGGAUCCAAUGGCCUUUUACGCAUCCCAACUCCAUCAUUUAUCCGCUGCUGUGCGAUAUCGAUCGUGGAUUGGAGGGCUUGUCAACAGUGAGAGCAGGGCUUCAACCUCACUCAGUUGAGUAG